AUGGCUUGCAAACGUUGUAGAAUGAGAUGUGGAGUUACGCCGUCAAGUAGGGGGGUUACUGUAUCCGAAAUGGAAGAUGGUGUGAAAGGUGUGGAAUGCCUCGAUGGGGUCCGUACUGUUACGGGUAGCUUUUGUUUGCUCGGCGGAGUAGCGUCCGUUUCUUCCACGAGAUUUGCUACCGUCUUGCGCUUUUUGUUCGUGGUCUCGGCUUUGGAUGUCGCCAAGGGCGAUCUUGCUCUUGCGUUUACUGUUGCUACUAAUGCUACCGUUGGUGGUGGUGUUGCUGCUAUCGGUGCGUUGCGUCGAUUGGCGUGUCUGGUACGGGCGGACAAGGGCGGUCUCGUGUCGAUUGUCUUGCUCGAUGGCGAAGAACGUGACGGAGUCCGACAAAACGGGAGAUUCUCGUUGACGAUGCAAUCGCCUAUACUCGCCAUUCUUACAGUAAAGACCACGCGGAAUGUUUUUCACGUUGAUUUACCGGUACUUGCGGAAUGGCGUAGACUCGUGGGAUGGGUUCCGACUCCCAUGGUCCCUACUUUUUUGGACGGCACUGUAUGUGCGUGCGAGAGUGAUCCAAUCGCUGACUUUUUCGGCCUUUGGGGACACACGAGCCUGCGCGCAACAGUUUGA
Phaeodactylum tricornutum CCAP 1055/1 is the source of this 630-nucleotide messenger RNA. RefSeq lists its product with no specific name. The record is from RefSeq and is a predicted model, not a curated record. Bases 1 to 630 code for a protein of 209 amino acids. The transcript has a single exon. Lineage: Eukaryota; Bacillariophyta; Bacillariophyceae; Surirellales; Neidiaceae.